CCCAACAACAUCUCCCUUUUUAAACCCUCGAUGCUAAAAUUGUGGUGGAUUCAGCGUAUCCACAUCCUUAGAGGCUGCCUGAGUGACCCUGAGGUGGAGGAAGGAAUCCUCUACAGAUAUGGGGGAACGCUACAACUGAAUCAUGUCAAGGGUGAAGGAGCUGCUGUGCCCAUCUGGAUCCCUAUCAGAGGCACUUCACAGCAGGAGGGGUUUCAUUUCCACCAGGCUCAGUGGGUAACGGGCAAUCGCGUCUCUCCUGAGCUGUUCCAAGCGCAGGGUAUGACUGGUGUGGCACGCUGGAAUUAUCAGCGGCUCGUUGACCUGAAGCAGCCUGGGCUUGUCUUACCUGGAGUGUUUGACCCUGUUUUGAUGAUGGAGUUAAACAGGGCAUCUAUAACAGUGACUGGGCAACCCAAAUAUCCAGCCUUCCACAUCUCCAGCAGGGACACAGGCGAGAGGUUUGGCCUACAAUAUGUGGAGCCAGGCUGUCGACCUGUGCCUCUUGACUUCGACAAACACAAAAGCAGGAAGACAGACCUAGGGAUGCAAGAAGAGUCUUCAUCUGGCACUGACUUCUCAUUUCCAUCUCAGAAAUGCUUAGAGGAUUCCUCUUCUGCUGAGGCCCCUCCUGCUGGUGGACCAGAGGCCCCCCCGCAGACUGUGAUUUUUAAACGUUUUUCUACUCCGAGUGCUGUGACAGUGAAGGAACAAACAUCUGAGGAGUUUCUUUUAGAUGCAGAACUGCCAAGCACACCACCACUGCCUUUAGCUGCUUCUCCCUGUGCUGCUCGGACUGGACCCAUUAAGACAGGUGGUCGAGUCUUUGUGUUGGACCAUAACAGAUGGACAGAUCCAAUGAGAAAUGCCAUUGAUGGUUUGCUUGCCAAGCACCACGGGAGCAAGGACCUCCUGACAAAGGUGGAUGCUGAAUAUGCUGCUAUGGUACAGAGUGCCUGCACUGACCCAAACAGCCUUUUGCACUCAACCACAAAGCAGCACAUAAGCAGGUACAUAAAACACCUUGCUAAAAAAAAGAACACUAAUGCUUCACUCAACACCAGCCCAGAAAAGCUCCUGGAGACACAGCAGUUAUGGCAGCGUCUUCAUUCAGGCAGUAAAACCAUCAGUGUCCCAGUGACAGUACUUCCACCUGCCCCGGUCAAUCCACCCGCAAAGAGUGUUCCUGAGGCUGUCUCUCUAGACCAGGCAGCGCUUGAAGAGAUGGUGAAGGACAUCAUAGAGAAGCAGCAGGCAGUUCAGAAGCAACAACAGCAAAUGCCACAAAAAAAGCUCACCAGAUCCUGUUUAGCCUGUGGUCAGCCUAAGUCUCGAUACAUGGGUGAUGGCACCUCAAUACAUUUCUUUUAUCAAGGCGGUGAUGUUAAAUACUUCUACUGCUCCAAGAAAGUUUUUGACACAUAUUCAGCAGAGGGCCUGACCAACCCCAGAAUGCCUUUUGAAGACUUUGCAGCGACUCCUUUUUUUCAGCGAGAACUGGAGUCUUCUAAGCGGAGAGGGGCGGAAAAUAAGAGGGUGAUUGAGGAGAGAAGCAAGAGGAAGUCUGUAGUAGAGCAUCCUACUGGUCGUCUGUGCAGAUUCUGCCACCUGCCACUGAAACAAGGGCCAAACAGUCCUCAUAUUCACACUGGUUUCCCUGGAGUGGCAGGCAAAUACAUUUACUGUCCUGCUAAAGUGUUUUCCCUUUAUCAGGCUCAGGGAAUGAGCACAGAAAUGUCAUGGAGAGACAUUCAGCAGUCUCCAUUCUAUGAGGCCGAGAAGAAGAGGUGGAUUGAGGAAAAGAAAAAAUGA
This is a messenger RNA of Pimephales promelas (fathead minnow), 1809 nucleotides long. NCBI's taxonomy places the organism in Eukaryota, Metazoa, Chordata, Actinopteri, Cypriniformes, Leuciscidae. The record is from RefSeq and is a predicted model, not a curated record.